This is a messenger RNA of Eruca vesicaria subsp. sativa (arugula), 1296 nucleotides long. The record is from the annotation of a GenBank genome assembly. NCBI's taxonomy places the organism in Eukaryota, Viridiplantae, Streptophyta, Magnoliopsida, Brassicales, Brassicaceae.
CUCUUUCGGCUCUUUCCUCUCUCUCUCUCUCUCUCAGAACAAAAAAAUGUCAUCGAAGGACAAGAAACCGGCGAGGCCAUCGAGUAGCCGAGCCGGUGGAAUCCGCACUCUUUCCGAUCUUAAUCGAAGGUCUGGUCCGGACUCCGACAGUGAUUCCGACAGUCCUCAGGAAUACUACACCGGUGGUGAGAAAAGUGGUAUGCUUGUUCAAGAUCCUUCCAAGAAAGAUGAUGUUGAUGAGAUAUUCAAUCAAGCUAGACAACUAGGAGCUGUGGAAGGGCCUCUUGAGACUCCUUCUUCGAGUUCCACGAGCUUCACUGGAACUGGGAGGUUGCUUUCAGGAGAGAGUGUUUCUACUGGUUCUCAACAGCCUGAGCCUGUGGUUCACACCAUUGUUUUCUGGUCUAAUGGAUUCACUAUUGAUGAUGGUCCUUUGAGGAAGUUGGAUGAUCCAGAGAAUGCGUCUUUUCUCGAGAGCAUUCGGAAGUCUGAGUGCCCAAAAGAGCUCGAGCCAGCAGAUAGAAGAGCCCCUGUUCAUGUCAAUUUGAUGCGGAAGGAAGAGAAAUGUCCAGAACGAGAGAAGCGUAAGGUUUCAUUUCAAGGUGUUGGAAGGACUCUGGGUGGUAGCAGCAACGACAGCAGCGGAAGUGGCUCAUCAAUGGCUCCUGAGACCGCAGCUAUCCCCAUCCAAACCAACCAAACCGGUUUAGCAGCACCAUCUCCAAGUCUUGUAAUAGAUGAAACUCUUCCGACCACAUCGAUCCAGAUUAGACUAACGGAUGGUACCCGGAUUGUGGGUAAGUUCAAUCUUCAUCACACUGUCAACGACAUUCGAGGUUUCAUCGACUCUUCCCGACCUGGAGCUCCGGUUAAUUACCAGCUUCAGACAAUGGGAUUCCCACCUACGCCUUUGACUGAUCUCACUCGGACCAUUGAACAUGCUGGUCUAGCCAACUCUGUUGUUCUUCAGAAAUUCUAGAAACUUCUAGAAUGUUUUUCUUUCUUUCUUAUGUUUCUAUAUGUUGUCACCAGAAAUAUGGUUGGCCUGUCUGUAACUUAUACGCAGCAUAAAUGGGGGCCUUCAUAUGGGAAGAAAUGCUUUGUGGUAUAGAUAUUCUUAUUUUAACCGUUUUGUGGUUUUUCCAAAACAGUUAUAAUCAUUUGGUAAGAGUAUAAUAUCAAAAUGUCAUGUUGGUCAAAAUAUCAGUAGGUCACAACAUUUUGUAGAACUACUAAGCUUAUUGAGGAUUUGAAAUGUAAGUGGCUAAAUUGGUAAAAGUUACAACACUUAAAGUU